Messenger RNA from Marmota flaviventris (yellow-bellied marmot), 1996 nucleotides. It is a transcript of the gene Tcfl5, whose product is annotated as transcription factor like 5. The record is from RefSeq and is a predicted model, not a curated record. Gene Ontology annotation, molecular function: RNA polymerase II cis-regulatory region sequence-specific DNA binding; DNA-binding transcription factor activity, RNA polymerase II-specific; protein dimerization activity. Gene Ontology annotation, biological process: spermatogenesis; regulation of DNA-templated transcription. Lineage: Eukaryota; Metazoa; Chordata; Mammalia; Rodentia; Sciuridae. Gene Ontology annotation, cellular component: nucleus.
GCCUGGUGGAGAUGACGGAGGUGGAGUACACGCAGCUGCAGCACAUCCUCUACUCGCACAUGGAGGCGGCCGACGGCGAGCUCGAGGCGCGCCUCGGCUCGGCGCUGCUGGCCGGCCCGGGCGCGGGCGCGGCGGGCGCGCUGGCCCCGGCGCCGCCCUUGUACCCGGUGCUCUGCCCGCCGCUGGCGGCCGACGCGCCCUGCCUGGGCCACGUCGACUUCCAGGAGCUGCGCAUGAUGCUGCUGGGCGAGGCGGGCGCGGCCGAGAAGACGCCGGGCGGCGCGGACGGGGCGCGGGCGCGGGCCGACGGCGCGGCCAAGGAGAGCGCGGGCUCCGCGGGGCCCGAGGGCGCGCCCGAGGCCCGGGCCAAGCCUGCCGUGCGCGUCCGCCUGGAGGACCGCUUCAACAGCAUCCCGGCUGAGCCACCGCCAGCGCCGCGCGGCCCCGAGCCCCCCGAGCCCGGCGUGGCGCUCAACAAUUUGGUAACUCUUAUUCGACAUCCAUCUGAAUUAAUGAAUGUUCCUCUUCAUCAGCAACAAAACAAAUGUACAACAUUAGUGAAAAAUAAAACCGCUGCAGCAACUACUGCUUUGCAGUUCACCUAUCCACUGUUCACAAGUGCCUGCUCCACUGGUGGAAAUCCCAGCCUUUCACAGACGCAGAGUUCUAGCAACUCAUGUUCUAUAUUGGAAGCUGCCAAGCACCAGGACAUUGGACUACCCCGAGCAUUUUCCUUCUGUUACCAACAAGAGAUUGAGUCCACAAAACAGACUUUAGGUAGCAGAAAUAAAGCUUUGCCUGAGCAGGUUUGGAUUAAAGUGGGAGAAGAAGCGCUAUGUAAACAAGCAAUAAAUAAGAGGAAUCGGAGUAGAAUUCGUCAGUUGGACACAAGUGUAGAACGGCGGGCCCUUGGAGAGAUUCAGAAUGUGGGUGAAGGCUCCACUGCUGCACAGGGUGCCUGGCAGUCCUCGGAGUCCUCGCAGUCUAACCUGGGGGAGCAGGCCCAGAGCGGGCCCCAGGGAGGAAGGUCUCAGCGUCGCGAGAGGCACAACCGGAUGGAGCGAGACAGGAGGCGCAGAAUCCGCAUUUGCUGUGAUGAGCUGAAUCUUUUAGUUCCGUUCUGCAACGCGGAGACGGAUAAGGCAACGACUCUCCAGUGGACCACAGCAUUCCUGAAGUACAUUCAGGAAAGACAUGGGGACUCUCUUAAAAAGGAAUUUGAGAGUGUGUUUUGCGGUAAAACUGGCAGAAGGCUAAAGCUGACCAGACCGGACUCCUUGGUGGCCUGUCCUGCACAGGGCAGUCUGCAGAGCAGCCCUGCGAUGGAGAUCAAGUGACGGACUGAACAGGGACCCUGGGAGUAAACAGCCGUUCCUGCGAUGCACGCACCUGUUCCACCACCCUGGAGCUCCACCCUGGUCGCCUGACAUGAGAAGGACCUGGCUCAAGUUGAUGGGACUCCAGUAGGGACUUUGGAAGCACAUUUUGUAAAAGUAUUUAUCUAGAACAAAAUACUUCUCCAUUAAUGUCCUCUUAGACCUUUUGGGGAUGAAGACAUCUUGAUAAUGAGUAAGUCAUUUUUCAAUUAUCUGUCUGAUUCCAUCAUGUUUUUUUAACAUGAUAACUUGAAAAAUUAACAUCCUUUCUAAUUUCUUUAGUCUUAAAAGGUACAUUGCUUUUUACUUAUUUUAUUUACAUUUUAAAAAUGCCCCCUUAGCAAUUGGAAGAAGGUAAAUUGUUCUUAACUACUAGUUUGGAAAUUUUAUUUCAUUUGUUAUAUCAUUCCCCCUUGUAAUUAUUUCCAGUCUCAUGUACUCUGUAUUGCAAAAUACAGUACUAUUUUAAAACUUUUGCCAAAAAAUUUCCAGAGACUUUCUUUAAAGCUACUUUUUUUCCAUAAAAAAUAAAACAUUUUCUCGGUAGAUUGCUUAAAUGCCCACAUUUUCAUAUUGCCAGUCAUUACUUUGCUUGUAAUAAACUGCAUGUUUGGAGCGGA